Molecule: messenger RNA, 679 nt
Organism: Paramecium octaurelia
Lineage: Eukaryota; Ciliophora; Oligohymenophorea; Peniculida; Parameciidae
Source: the annotation of a GenBank genome assembly
CAGCAAAAGCUCCUAAAGGAUUUGAAAAGCAGGAGAAUAAUUAAAAUUUAAUGAAUCAUCAACUUAAACCAAAUUUCAAGUUUAAUUCAGCGAGUAAUAAUCUUGAUGAGUUCAUAGAUUGUGGUCGCAUAUCUUCAUAUGCCUCAUCAUUAUAAGGCACAAAUAAAAAAAGAUAAAUAAGAUUAUAAACAGACGAAUAAUAAAUCACAUAGCGAUUGUAAAAAGACCUUCAAUAACAUUACCAAAUUGGUAGUACAAAUAAUUAAUCAUAAUAGGCAAACACGAAAAACUUUUAUUCAAAACCGUAUAAAUUAUAUUUGUUUUUUAAGUUUAUUAAACACCUGCAAAAAAUAAGGAAAUCAAACUAAGAUUUAUUGGAUUAAUAUGUAAACAAUUAAAAAUAAUCAAAAAAAGGAAUGAAAACUUAGUCAUUUAGUUAAAUGCUUUUUUAGUAUCACUACAAUGUCAUCAGUAAUUUGUGUUUGAUUAGUUAAUUUAAGUUAUUUAGUAAAUACGAAAGGCAAAAAUGAACUGCUUGCUUUAACUGAUUCCAACAAUCCACAAUAUUUAAAUGCCUUAGCCACGUUCUGGACAAAAGAAGCUUUCAUUAGAUUUGGAAGGACUCAAACUCUUUUAUCUAAAGAGUUUGCUGAAGGUUAUUUCAUAUUUUUUUCCAUGA